This is a messenger RNA of Eruca vesicaria subsp. sativa (arugula), 450 nucleotides long. NCBI's taxonomy places the organism in Eukaryota, Viridiplantae, Streptophyta, Magnoliopsida, Brassicales, Brassicaceae. The record is from the annotation of a GenBank genome assembly.
AACCCAUUCGCUGCGUUUCUUCUGCCCUGACCGGAUCGCUUCGUCCUUACGCGGAUUCACCAUGACUCGUGGAAGUCAGAGAGAGCGUGACCGUGAAAGAGCGGCAGCUCGUGCUGGAGGUAAGGGAAAGAAUGCUGACGACGGAUUGACACCUGAGCAACGCCGUGAAAGAGAUGGAAAAGCAUUGCAAGAGAAGGCAGCAAAGAAGGCUGCUCAAGCUGCAGCAGCUGCAGGUUCUGGUGGAGGCAAAGGAUCUGCUAAGAAGUGAUCCUUUUCGUUUGUAUUUUGGUCUUAUUGUUGACUUUAUACAUUUUCUUUAAAUCUCUCAAAAUGUGGGUUAACUUAGACUUGAGCUUUGCUCUUGUCUGAAUCCAACAAUACUGUCUUUUCGUGCUGAAAAUUGCAAGUUUAAUGUUUCUUGUACCAUAUUUGGUCUUUAUAUGAUUGGUU